AUGCCUCGUACAACAACUGCAUCAAAUAAGGGUAAAGAUGAAUCGGUUCGAGUCGUUGUUCGAUGUCGGCCGAUGAGUGAUAAAGAACAAGAAUCUGGUUGUGAAAGAGCUGUUGACAUCGAUGUUCAACGUCGGCAAAUGUCUAUUCGACGACCAACCGGUGAAUCUUCUCAACGUAGUAGUGAUGAUACAAUACAUAAUUUUUUUUUUGAUGCUGUUUACGAUUGGAAUUCACAACAAAAAAAUGUUUAUGAACAAACAGCACGACCACUUGUUGAUUCAGUACUUGAAGGUUUUAAUGGAACAAUAUUUGCUUAUGGUCAAACUGGUACUGGAAAAACAUUUACUAUGGAAGGUAUUCGUUCUCAAGUGGAAUUACGUGGAAUAAUUCCAUCAUCAUUUACACAUAUAUUUGAUUCAAUUUCACAUACUACAUCAAGACAAUUUCUUGUACGAGCUUCUUAUCUUGAAAUCUAUAAUGAAAGUAUUCGUGAUCUUUUAUCAAGAGAUCAAAAUAAACGUUUACAAUUACAAGAACAUCCUAAAGAAGGUGUUCAUGUACAUGAUCUUAGUUCAUUUAUUACAAAAAAUAUACAAGAAAUUGAACAUGUUAUGACAACAGGAAAUUUAAAUCGUUCAACAGGAGCAACAAAUAUGAAUGAACAUAGUUCACGAUCACAUGCUAUUUUUAUUAUUACUGUUGAAAGUAGUGAGAUUGGUAUGGAUGGAAAGGCUCAUAUUCGUGUUGGAAAACUUAAUCUUGUUGAUUUAGCUGGAAGUGAACGUCAAGCAAAAACAGGAUCAACUGUAAAAUUUUGA
This is a messenger RNA of Rotaria sordida, 819 nucleotides long. NCBI's taxonomy places the organism in Eukaryota, Metazoa, Rotifera, Eurotatoria, Philodinida, Philodinidae. The record is from the annotation of a GenBank genome assembly.